Metarhizium robertsii ARSEF 23 is the source of this 1374-nucleotide messenger RNA. Its product is annotated as Zn(2)-C6 fungal-type DNA-binding domain protein. The transcript has 5 exons. The record is from RefSeq and is a predicted model, not a curated record. Gene Ontology annotation, biological process: regulation of transcription by RNA polymerase II. The coding region runs from base 1 to 1374 and encodes 457 amino acids. Gene Ontology annotation, molecular function: zinc ion binding; DNA-binding transcription factor activity, RNA polymerase II-specific. Lineage: Eukaryota; Fungi; Ascomycota; Sordariomycetes; Hypocreales; Clavicipitaceae.
AUGGAUCAUAUGCAGCAUUUCCCUCCAGGGAUCCUCACCUGCCCAGACCCUUCCGAGUUUGACUACUCCACCUUUCUGCAGCAAGUGGAAGAUAUCCCUUUCCCAGACCCAUCGCACAAUACCUCAGCAGGAACUAUUUCGGAAUCGCCUCUGGGCCAAGCACCAGCCGCAAGGUCGGAUGGAUGGAGUACGUCUGGUGCUGCGGACAUGUCGGUCAUGCGCCGAGCUCAGAAGCAAAGGCCGGAGCGAAGGGGACAUACCAAGAGCAGACGCGGAUGUUAUAACUGUAAGCGGAGGCGCAUCAAGUGCCAGGAGACUCGCCCUGCGUGCGGUCAUUGUGUGAAGACGGGUUUGAAGUGUGAAUACCCCUCCCUGCCACAGAUCACCUACCAGCCUCACCAUCAGAUUCCUCUUUUCAGCUUGCAGGACAUGCGAUUCUUCCAGCACUUCCUCACCCAGUGCUACCCCCACCAUCCAUUAAGGCAAGAGGAGGUUUGGACCCACGAGAUCCCCUGCAUUGCCCACGAUCAUAAAUUCUUGAUGCACGCUAUAUUGGGCUUUGCCGCAUCAGAACUCGUCCCCACCAACAGCUCGUUUGUCCAAGCGGCUAUGAGCCACCGCAUCAAAGCUGUUAAACUCAUCAAGAAGCGGCUUUCCGAAUCUGCGCGCGCCCAGACAAGCUACGAAGAAGCCAACGCCCUCGUUGCCGCUUGUUUUGCCUUGACUUUCCAGUCUCUGAGCCUAGAGGACGGUCUGGCAGAAUAUAUAACGUUUAUUCGAGGUAUUGUCAUUGUGGGAGUGCAAAUGGUGUUCAAGGGCAUCAAACCUAUUUUCGAGCAGCUAUUAGACGAAGACUGGCAGGACGAGGUGAUGGAGCCGUAUCUACGAGAUUUACCGCUGAUCCAACGAGGGUGGGCUGCCGCUGCUAUCCAGGCCAUCUCAAACCUACGGCCAUUAUGUGUUGAGCCAGUAGAAGUUGAGUACUGCGAACAGCUUCUUGGCAUCGCAGAGAAGCUCAACGUGAACUCGUUUGACGCAUACAAAGCCAACAGCAGACAGUAUGCAUGGUGGACGAUGCUACCACAUAGCACCUUCCAACAGCUCAUCAACCUCGACAGACAGAGCAUGAUUCUGCUUCACGCACACUGGAUCGCUUUGUCGCAGAUUAUGGCGUUCAUAACCGAACGCGAACACGACGUUCGUGAAAAAAGGCCAUCGGCUUCGACUAACUCUGGAUCCGCGCCGGGUUCUGUAGGGUGGUUGAAGUUUCUCAAUGCCCGAGUGGACUACGAGCAUCAAAUGUACAACCAGUGGCCGUUGUGGGUAGAAGCACAACUGGACAAAGAUCUCACCUUUUUUGGACUACGACUAUGA